Messenger RNA from Parnassius apollo (apollo), 378 nucleotides. NCBI's taxonomy places the organism in Eukaryota, Metazoa, Arthropoda, Insecta, Lepidoptera, Papilionidae. The record is from the annotation of a GenBank genome assembly.
AUGCCCAUCCUUGCUCGACUUUUAUUCAGUGCUAUUUCAAAUGAGAAGAAAAUAAAACUGCUAUCAGUUAUGCAGGAUAUUUCUUAUGGCAUCAAGAUCAGUUGGCAAGAAUCUUAUCUAUCUGAACUCAUGAAGCAGCUCACGGAUUGGAUAGUACAGCCUAUGUCAGAGCCACAAUACCGCACUAUUGGGCAUAAAUCUUUAACUGUCCUUGUCAAUUUAUGCUAUGGAAAUCUUCCAGCUACUCGUAUUUAUGCACUUAUGAGGACUAUAGAUACAAAAGAAUUUGUUGUCCAUCUAAUAAAUUUGAAGUGGUAUACCCAUUACUUUGAACAGUAUUUGAAGAAGCUUUAUCUUUAUGGCAAAAUUCGUUCUUAA